CUGGUGGUACGUACGCAUACGGGUGGCUCGUGGGUCCGUGGCGAGGGUGGAUUUUAAAGGAAUUCUGUUUUUGUGUUGUUUUGCUGUCGAAGUAGUCAUCCGAAGUCAUGCCCAUGUACCAGGUAAAGCCGAUCAGUGGUGACAUAAAGAUUGAUUUGCCAACCUGCAUGUACAAGUUACCGAAUAUCCACGCGCAGAACAGCGGCUGCGGAGAGCAUGCGCACCAGAAUGGAGAGGUGGACCCAGCGAUCAGGGCGCUGGAAGCCCGCCAAGAUGAGAUCAUGCGGCGCCUCUACGAGCUGAAGGCAGCCGUGGACGGACUGGCCAAAACAGUCACCACCCCCGACGCAGACCUGGAUGCCACCACCAUCCCCCAGGGUGGCGCCAUCUCCAUGCUCACCAGCACGGCUGAUCUGGACACGCUGCUGGGCAAGGACCCGGGGGCCCUGAGGGACAUCGUGAUCAACGCCCACCCUGCCAGGCCUCCCCUGUCCUUGCUGGUCCUGCACAGCCUGCUGUGCCAGCGCUACCGGGUGCUGUCCACCGUCCACGUCCACUCAUCCAUCUCAGCCGUGCCCCCGCCGCUGCUGACCUGCCUGGGCCCGCGGGACGCCCACAGCUAUACCCGCCAGCGCUUCCAGCUGGGCUUCACCCUCAUAUGGAAAGACGUGCCGAAGACGCAGAUGAAGUUCAGCGUGCAGAGUAUGUGUCCCAUCGAGGGCGAGGGCAACAUCGCCCGCUUCCUUUACCGGCUGCUGGCAGCAGAGCCCCGGGACCCGGCCGCCGCCACGCUGGCGGACAGCUGGGUGGACACGGCGUUCUUCCAGAUGGCCGAGGGCGGGAGCAAGGAGCGGGCUGCCGUCCUCCGGGCGCUCAACGGGACGCUGGGGCGGAGUCCCUGGCUGGCAGGGGCGGAGCUCUCCCUCGCCGACAUCGUGUGCGCCUGCUGUGUGCUCCAAUCUGGCUCUGCCUCCUCUGCCCCGCCCAACGUCCAGAAGUGGCUGAAGUCGUGCGAGAACCUGGGCCACUUCAGCCGCGCCUACGCCCUCCUGCAGUGACCCCACCCACUACUGAUAGUCUGUCCACUACACCACGCCCACACGGGAGGACUUGAAUACGUUACAUGGUGAUGUUAGGUAAUGAUUUUUUAAAAAAAAAAAAAGUCAUAUGUAGUAAACACCUAACUCCUUCCCACCUCAUGCCUCUAUAACCUCAUAAUAUCUGGUGUGUGUGUGUGUGUGUGUGUGCGUGCGUGUUGCGUUUUAUUGAGAAACAGACUAGCUCUCGAGCAUAUGAAGUGUUGUAUUAUGGACUAGCAAAGGGACCUGCUGCUUCAUGGGCAGUAUGUGAUGUAUGACUUCGUAGCAGUUUCUUUGUUUUGUUUUCUUAAAAUCUAUUAAAAUUUUCACCUUGA
Messenger RNA from Megalops cyprinoides (Indo-Pacific tarpon), 1414 nucleotides. RefSeq names its product aminoacyl tRNA synthetase complex interacting multifunctional protein 2 (gene aimp2). The coding region runs from base 108 to 1058 and encodes 316 amino acids. Gene Ontology annotation, cellular component: aminoacyl-tRNA synthetase multienzyme complex. The transcript has 4 exons. The record is from RefSeq and is a predicted model, not a curated record. NCBI's taxonomy places the organism in Eukaryota, Metazoa, Chordata, Actinopteri, Elopiformes, Megalopidae.